UGCCGGUUCAGAUGGGGUUGUGCGAGUCGGUGCUGGAGACGGGGCUUGGUCUUUGCACUCUCCCCGCCGCCCCACUCCCAUCCCUCACCCUCUCCCUGCAGGACCCUCCCGAAGGGGACAGGAGACCCUGACUCCCUGCUCCCCGCCAUCGCCAGCUCCUGCUAUCACCCGGCCCGGCCUGGACUGAGACUGGGCAGGUCACAUCUACGGCCAGGAAAGAAAACAAUGACACGUUGGGCUCGUGCUAACAACAUCCAUAAAAAGAAGGUCCUGGAAGCCACACCAUGGAGUCAGUUGAAACAGAAUGAUGGUAGAGACCCCAGUAAGACAAUAGUGAAAAACAGUCGGGGUGAAAAGCAGCAAGCCAAGGAUGGGAGAAUUCCAAACAAAUCAAAACGGAAGGAAAGUGAAUGGUAUCAUAUCAAAGAAGAAUAUCACAGUGAAGAUGUUAAUGGGUUUAUGGAUUACCUGAAAGAAACAGGUCAGGUUCUCCACAAAGGAACAUUGGUGGCAGCAGACAGUGAGAAGUUAAAAGUUGAUGCAGCAUUAUCUCUAAAGAAGGACCAGAGACGGGAGCACAGAAGAUUGAAGAGGCAAAUGCAAAAGAAAAAUGCCAUGAUAUGUUUCCACUGCAAAAAAACAGGACAUGGAAUGGACCAGUGUCCAGAAAUGGACAGAGAUGACAAAGAGAGUGGAAAUGGUAUCUGUUACCGAUGUGGUUCCACAGAACAUGAGAUCCGCAAAUGCAGAGCAAAGGUUGACCCUGCUUUAGGAGAAUUUCCAUUUGCAAAAUGUUUUAUUUGUGGUGAAAUGGGACAUCUUUCAAGAUCCUGCCCAGAUAACCCAAAAGGACUAUAUGCAGAUGGUCGCUGCUGCAGGCUGUGUGGCUCAGUAGAGCACUUUCAGAAGGACUGCCCAGACCACCAGAAUAUGAAUCAUUCUGUUUUAACUGUUGCCCGAUGGACAGAAGGAAUGAGUGCUGAUUACGAAGAAAUCCCAGUGACUUCAAAUACUCAUAAAGCAAAGCCUAAAGUUCCAAAAACUGUGAAUUUUUAAAUGGAUCUUUGAAAUGAGAAUUUCAUCGAUUUGCUUGUAUGGGAAUCCAGCAACUCAUCGCAAGAAUGCUCGUGUUUUGAUUUAAAAAUGUAAAUGUUAUGUUGAAAUGGGAAGUGUGAAAAAAUUCAAUUUAAUGCCAGCAGGUGGGGCUAUUGUGUGCCAAAUCCAGGCCUGAUGCAAUUUAAAACUGUUCAUUGCUCCUAAUUCUAAUAAAUGAUUGUAUACAAUUGCA
Messenger RNA from Chiloscyllium plagiosum (whitespotted bambooshark), 1288 nucleotides. It is a transcript of the gene zcchc9, whose product is annotated as zinc finger, CCHC domain containing 9. NCBI's taxonomy places the organism in Eukaryota, Metazoa, Chordata, Chondrichthyes, Orectolobiformes, Hemiscylliidae. Gene Ontology annotation, molecular function: zinc ion binding; nucleic acid binding. Gene Ontology annotation, cellular component: nucleolus. The record is from RefSeq and is a predicted model, not a curated record.